Messenger RNA from Hippocampus zosterae (dwarf seahorse), 7403 nucleotides. It is a transcript of the gene agap3, whose product is annotated as ArfGAP with GTPase domain, ankyrin repeat and PH domain 3. NCBI's taxonomy places the organism in Eukaryota, Metazoa, Chordata, Actinopteri, Syngnathiformes, Syngnathidae. Gene Ontology annotation, molecular function: GTP binding; protein binding; GTPase activity. Gene Ontology annotation, cellular component: nucleus. The transcript is spliced from 18 exons. The coding region runs from base 476 to 4366 and encodes 1296 amino acids. The record is from RefSeq and is a predicted model, not a curated record.
AUGUGUUCCUAGGGGUUGCAUGGCUCUGCUUGAAAGUUCAGAGACUCACACUCCCUCAGCACAGAGAUUAAAGGGGCUUGUCUGCAGCACUUGCAACAAGAGCUGUUCACAGUUCGCAACUUGCCCAAGAGGAGGGAUGAGUUGAUUUUUGCAGCUUUUGUAGUCGUGACUUUGGCAACUGUGUGGAAGUCUUGUUUGUUUUUUUGUUGGUUUUUUUUUCUUAAGUUUGCUGGUUUGUACUCCCACCAAGUAGAACAAAGUCUCUUUAGGACACGGCGGCCGUCCAAGUGCUUGUACGAGGAGGCAGGUGGGAGCGAGGCUCUGCUCUGACUUGUUUGAAGUUUGCUCUCGUGUCAAAGGUGAAGGAUUAUGUCUGGAACUGGAAUUUGGUCUUCAAAUUGAGGAAUACCAAAACUUCCUGGCAGCAUGUGAGUCCUUUUGUCUGUAGUGUGUGAUUCGGUUUGGGUACAGUGUCAUGCUAUUCCUCAGCAGUGGGACAGUGGAUGCUACAGUUGGCCAUCGGCAGCAGGGGAAAACCACUUACCACAUCUCUGGAAUAUUGAAGGAGACGCGAGGAGAUGACCCUGUCCCCGAGCUAGGAAUGGGCUGGGUGACACCCUGCACCUUGGUGGACGGUUGCAAGCCAGGAGACCAAAUCAUGGAGAACAGUCCCAUCCUCGACAGGUGGCCAUCCCUGAGAGCAGGAAGUCUACGCCAAGAUGUGGUGGUUGAGGAGAAUGAGGAGGAGGAGGAGGAGAAGGAGGAAGAGGUGGAGAGAAAAAUGAGGAGUGACGGGUUUAUGAGACAUCCCUCCGAGAGCUCAGGUAACUCCUCAGAGAUCAUCGAGACAGACGCCCGGACUUCGCACAACUACCGCGUCAGUGUCCACACCAGAAUACUGUCAUUUAGUGGAAAUGGCACCAUCACAGGGCACACGCUGCCUCGGGCUGUACCGCCCAGAUCACGUCAGGAUGAGGCCUCACUCGGCAGGAGGAGCAUGAGCAUGUAUGGCGAACCGGCGGAGCAGCAAAGUGAGCCCGAACCGGUUCGACUCCGGAGGCCAAGGAGCGUUUGCAUGCUUUCGGGCCCAGGCCCGGUCCUCGUGGAGCAGGGCAAGCAAAACUCCCUGAAAAGGACAGGCGUAGUGGAGGGUAGUCAGCUGUACAGGACCAGGAAGGCUGAGCUGAGGGUCGUGGAUGGUCUCAAUCCGGUUGUGGUUCACCAAGCCCCGGUUCCUGCUGAGGUAAUCCCCAGGGAGCGCCACAGAAGCGUGAAGACCAGGCCUCUUAGUAUGACUGUACUGGAGCUCAGGAAAAGGGCCUCUGACGACGACGUAAGCAGGCAGCAGAGCCACACAGGCCACGAUGGGGGAAACUUCCUGAAAGGAGCCUUCCGUUGGAGGUUAUUUGGGAAAAGCUCUCCCGAUAAGAACAAGGACAGCGAUGGUGACAAAUGUACCAAGUCGGCUUUAAAGUUUGUAAAAUCGGAUGCUCCGAAAAGCACGCUGAGCUCAUUGAGACGGAGCUUGAGUAUGCGCAUCCGGAGGACUCGGCCACGGGACAAGGUGACUCCAGGGUGUGAAGGGGCGACAAAGGAACUCUCUCAAGCCAAAACUGCUGACACCAUGCCUCCUCAGCCUUUCUCGUACCUCACGGGGAGAACGUUGCCAUCUUCCGAUGGGCAGGUUGUAGACGGCGGCAUGCAGUACAUCCAGUACCGCAGCAGGGGCAAGGUCAAGGUGAUGGAGGUACCCAUGUGCCCGACCAAAUUGACCAAACCAGCACAGGGGGAGCCCAGCAUUUGGCAGCUCAUAGCCAACCGCUUCAGGAGGAAAGAGCAGCUGGUCAAAUGCGAAUCGAAAGGCGAAGGCAAGCAUGUGAUGACUCUGAAUAAUAAGUCACUCCCUGUCGCCAUAGAGACCCUGGCAGACACAGAGUCUCAUAAAGGUCAAGACUCUUUUGUCAACAGCCAAGAAUGGACGCUGAGCCGGUCUGUGCCAGAACUGAAAGUGGGAAUUGUGGGGAAUCUGUCCAGCGGCAAGUCGGCCUUAGUCCACCGCUACUUGACAGGGACGUAUGUGCAGGAGGAGUCUCCGGAAGGUGGACGCUUCAAGAAGGAGAUCGUUGUGGACGGGCAGAGCUACCUCCUCCUGAUCAGAGAUGAAGGAGGACCUCCAGAGUUACAGUUUGCCGCCUGGGUGGAUGCGGUGGUCUUCGUCUUCAGUCUGGAGGACGAGAUCAGUUUCCAGACGGUCUACAACUACUUCCUGCGUCUGUCCAGCUACAGGAACGCUGCCGAGGUGCCCAUGGUCCUCGUUGGGACACAAGAUGCCAUCAGCGCUGCCAACCCCCGAGUUAUUGAUGACUCGCGGGCCAGAAAGUUGUCCAAUGACCUGAAGCGCUGCACGUACUACGAGACCUGCUCCACCUAUGGCCUCAAUGUAGAAAGAGUCUUUCAGGAUGUGGCUCAGAAGGUGGUGGCCAUGAGGAAAAAGCAGCAGCUCUCCAUUGGCCCUUGCAAGUCUCUGCCCAACUCGCCCAGCCACUCGUCAGUCCCCACGGCGUCCAUCCCCUCUGUUCACAUUAAUCAGGCGGCAAACGGCGGCUGCGCGUUCAACGACUACUCCUCCUCGGUCCCCUCCACCCCCAGCAUAAGCCAGCGGGAGAUGCGCAUCGAGACCAUCGCCGCCUCCAAUACGCCCACGCCCAUUCGCAAGCAGUCCAAGCGCCGCUCCAAUAUUUUUACAUCGCGGAAAGCCAGCGAGCAGUCAAAGAGCGUUGAGAGUAAGACAGACAGCAUAGGCAGUGGAAGGGCCAUUCCUAUCAAACAGGGAAUCCUCCUGAAGCGAAGUGGCAAAUCCCUCAACAAGGAGUGGAAGAAGAAAUACGUCACGCUGUGCGAUAACGGCGUCCUCACUUAUCACCCCAGCUUACACGACUACAUGCAGAAUGUGCAUGGGAAGGAGAUCGACCUGCUGCGGACGACGGUCAAAGUACCCGGGAAACGACCGCCGAGGGCGGUGGCCACCACCGUGGCCCCCACUGCUAGCCCCAAGACCAACGGGAUGACCAAAGACCGCAGCGCCCUGCAGCUAGGCAUCGGCAACACAGGCGCCUCGCACUCCAACAGCAGCUCGUCCCUGCAGACGGGCGCAUCCUUGUUUGGCAGCAGCAAGGACGGAAUGCACCAGCGUUCCUUCUCCGUUUCCAGCACUGACCAGUGGAACGACGCGAUCAACACCAGUACGAGCAGCGCCGCCCCCAACGGAACGAGCGACCCAGCCAGUUGCAGUGCGGGCAGCGCCACGAGUCCUAAGCUAGAUCCACCUCCCUCGCCGCACGCCAACCGCAAGAAACACAGACGGAAAAAGAGCACGGGCAUCACCAAGCCUGACAGUCUAGCUGCAGGAAAUGAAGAACAAGAAGAUUCCUUCGAGUUCAUCAUCGUGUCGCUGACGGGUCAGACGUGGAACUUUGAGGCAUCCACGUACGAGGAGCGCGAGCUCUGGGUGCAGGCCAUCGAGAGUCAAAUCUUCGCCAGCCUGCAGUCAUGUGAGAGCAUCAAGAAUAAGUCUCGAUUAGGCAGCCAGAGCGACGCCAUGGCCAUCCAAUCCAUACGCAACGUGAGGGGCAACAGCUUCUGUGUGGACUGCGAUGCAGCGAAUCCGGACUGGGCCAGUCUGAACCUGGGCGCCCUGAUGUGCAUCGAGUGCUCGGGCAUCCACAGGAACCUGGGCACCCACCUGUCGCGUGUGCGCUCCUUGGACCUGGACGACUGGCCCGUGGAACUCAGCAUGGUCAUGACGGCCAUCGGCAACUCCAUGGCCAACAGUGUCUGGGAAGGCGCCUUGGAGGGCUACAGCAGGCCAGCCAGCGACAGCACCAGGGAGGACAAGGAGCGCUGGAUCCGAGCCAAGUACGAGCAGAAAAUGUUCCUGGUGGGGCUGCCCCAGUCGGACGUGCCCCUGGGCCAGCAGCUGCUGAGGGCAGUGGUGGAGGAUGACCUGAGGCUGGUGGUGGUGCUGCUGGCCCACGGCACCAAGGAAGAGGUCAACGAGACGUACGGAGACGGCGAUGGCCGCACGGCGCUACACCUCUCGUGCGCCAUGGCCAACGUGGUCAUCACGCAACUCCUCAUCUGGUACGGCGUGGACGUGAAGAGUCGCGACGCGCGCGGCCAGACGCCGCUUUCGUACGCCCGACGAGCCGGCAGUCAGGAGUGCGCCGACAUCUUGCUCCAGCACGGCUGCCCCAACGACGCCGGCGGCCCCACGACGGCACCGUCCAACAUCAGCAACCGCAACGCCAACCCCAACAUCAACAACAACGCCCAGUGUGAGCUCAACCGCAGCAUCAGCAUCAUGUAGAGAGCCCCGCCCCUGAACGCCCCUCCCCCCACCUCGUUUCACAAGACACUGCGUAUUCACAACAGAGACAUGUCAGGAUGGGACGGAUGCUUUGUAAAGUUUGUUUUUAUUCUUUUUUUAUUAUUGGUCUGAGAUGAUUAUGAAAAGCUUUAAGUUUUUUUUCAUUUGUUUGUUUGUUUUUAAUCCACACCAGUGAAUUACUGACAUCCCCCUGAAAGUGUUCCCCUCAUGCAAGGAUGGGGAAGCUUUUCUGUCGUUCAGAAAUGUCCUCCGAAGGCCUCGUGCAAUUUAAGAUGUGCUAACAAGUGUUUAUUGUCGCAUAACGUGAGCACUGACUUACUCUGAAGUUUUGUUUGUUCCCAGAAUUGCAUGUUGGGUCCGGUGAAGCUCACAUGUAAUGUGUCGCUUAGCUUCUUGUGUCAUUUCCUGUUAAAUUCUCAUCUCGGAACAAAAUGUGUCGCUGUCCAAUGAAAAGCACGUGUCGCCAUAUUUACUUUUUAGCAGAAAAUCCAAGCUUGAUUUUCACAAAAAGUUUCUUUCAAGCAAAAGGGUCAUGUGAAUGUUUUUUUUUCUUUUUUCAAAAACGACUAAAUGAAUAUUUGAAAUUGAGUUUUGGAGAAAAAGAAAAUAGGAAAAGUAAUUUUGCGAUAUUCCAUUUUUAUUUCUUCAGAAAUUGAGGUUAAAAAUUCUGAUUGAAAUUGAGGGGAAAAAAACUUCCCAUGAAAAAUGUCUUCAAAUCCAAACCUCAAGUUUCUAUUUUUUUUUCCAUAAAUCCAGUUUGGAAUUUUAAUUCCCAAUUCAAAUUUUGGGGGUGUUUCUUCAAUUCAUAUUCCUUUUUACUCUUUUUACUAGGAUGAACAUAUUUUGUUCACAAAUGUAAAUGACAAAAUAAUUUCUCAAAUCGAAGUUGUUUUUUUUUUCUUACUUUGGCGGAACAUACGUUUCCGGAAAACUGUAUAGUAACAAAAUUCCAGUUCACUAUUACAUAUUAUGAGCUAUUAUUUACUCUAAGGUUGUUAUGAAUUGAAUAAUAAUGUUGCCCAGCCCUUCCCACAUGUUUGACCAUUUUACAAUAUUUAAUUCAAGUUUGCCACAUGAAUGAAAAAGUUCCACUUCCAGACCAUGCAAAUAAUUGCUCAGCAAAUCCAGUAUUCUUUGACCUGCUAUUCGUGAAAUGCCGACAAAGCAAUUUGGAGUCAAAGCACGCAAAUGAUAGCGACAUAAAGGAGGUGAUUGCAUCUUCAAUCACAUUUCAUUCAUGUCGAUUUCGAGCGUGACAAUUGCGCCAUUAUGACAUCUUUGUGGGAACAAACUCUCGAUUCUCUCAACCGUUGUUUGACAGAGGAUUUCAAGUAAUCCUUCACCGUCUGUCUUUUACUAGUCUGGCUAUGAACUACGCAACCGUGCCUGGGAUGAGACCGAACACACUCAAGCGGGCUGUCGACAUCGUCAUUCUCCGCGUACUUCAACACGUCUGAUUGAGCACCUGUCGGCCUAAAAAUUAUGCGUUCAAGGGAGCGAUGAGACUUUUUAUCCGAUCAGUUCAUAUGCGAUGAUCGGGUUGCCACUGUGAUCAGAAUUGCAUUUACCCUUGUCGUGACUUGCCUUCGUAAAGCUUUUAAAGCGAUGAAAGGGUUUUUCUCAUGGCAAUCAUAUUUGUUUACAGAGUUUUAAACUUGGAACUUCAGACUCAUUUGCAGUAUUCACAAUGGGUUUUUUUUUGGUGCUUUUUUUGGGCAUUUUUGCGUAAAAAUAUAAUUCUUCAACGUGCGCAGGUCCACCUUGUUGCAUUACAUCAGGAACAUGCAAAAAAAAUGCAGCUUGAGUUUUAGCUUAAUUUUUAUGUAAUUUACGAUAAAAUUAUUUUUUGGGAAGGUAAUAUAACAUCCCUAUCCAAUGAAAAACACGCAUCUCCAACAUUUGAUUUGUAAUUUUUGGUUUUACCCCCAAACGUUUGUUGGAAAAACAAUUUCGGGACCAUAACUGAGUUUUCUUCUAUCAAUUUUCUUCACGUUCCAGUCACUAAUCUGAAAUGAAAUGUAAUUUGGAAACUUUUUUUUUUUUGCCCCCAAAAAUAUUUUUCAAAUUUCACUUUUUCAGUUUUGAAAAAAUAAUCACAAUAGCUUGACCUUUUUAUUCUUCUUUUUUUAUUCUAAUAUUUUUUUUCAGAAUUGAACUUGAAAUGCUGAAAUUCUAUUUGAUUUUCUUUUUUUUUCUUUUUUAUCUUUUUUUGUUUCUGAAAUGGAGAUACGUGUUUUUUGUUCAGCAGUGAUGAUUAUCGCGGCUUUGUAGAACAUAAAAACGAAUCCGUUCUUGGCAUUAUAGAGUCCCAAUGACAAGAACCAGGUCUGCUCUAAACUAAACGGAACAGUUGCGAUCGUUUGUGUCGAACAUGCCGAACAGGAGAGACUAUUUUCAAGUGUUUUUCUCCAGCACACUUUUAUUCUGAAAUCUGAAGCUGACCAGCCACUGAUUGCAUUGUAGAUGUAGUUCAACCAUGUACUGUAAUCCUGGCCUUACUGCCUUGAUUGAGCCGCCUUCACUUGUUAGAAGUAGUCUCGAUUCCAAUUUAGGAGUAAAGUAGAAAAGCCCUUCGCACAACAUGAAAAGUGUUGCACAUACAGUACUCGCUGCAAAUAAUCUUCGAGAAACGAUGACGAAAACCGCUUUUGGGUCAAAAAGCCUCUUGAACCACAAGCCAUAUUUUUUUUUCCAGAUGUUGCGAUUUUUCUUGUUGUUUCUCUAUUGUCGCUUUUUUUUCCUAUGAUUAUAAUGGUACUCGCAUUUGGUCACAACAUGACCAUCUUUGGUACUUGUGUAUAAAUGAUGUACAUUUGACAUAUUUAUAAUGCAGUAUGUAAAUAUAUUUUUUUUAUUAUUAUUUUGAGUUGAUUUCUCGUGUUUUUCCGUUUGACGUUGAGAAGGUGCAGCGAAGAAGCUAAAGAGUAACUUGUUUGUGUGCUUGGCUGAUUGUUGACCCAUUAAUAAAUAUUCAAUAAAACCAUGUAGCCUUCCCUUCUUGUGGGGGAAAAACACA